Molecule: messenger RNA, 1321 nt
Organism: Lepisosteus oculatus (spotted gar)
Lineage: Eukaryota; Metazoa; Chordata; Actinopteri; Semionotiformes; Lepisosteidae
Source: RefSeq, a predicted model, not a curated record
CCUUUCUCUCGGGUUGUCCUUCGGUUCCGAGGACUGACUCCUGUCACCAUGAGGCUGGUCUGGGUGCUGCUGCUUUGCUUCUCGAUUGGGGGGGAGCGGUGCUUCUCAGAGGAAGAAGAAGCAGCCCUGUCCCCAGCUGCAGGCCCAGAGGCGGAGACGGAGGUGGAGGCACACAGCGCUGUGGCUGACGAGAGAAAGCCCUGUGCAGGCUGGAUGGGAGGAGUCCCAGGCACUCCCGGGCACAAUGGUGCGCCAGGGAGAGACGGGCGAGAUGGGAGAGACGGAGAAAAGGGAGAGAGAGGAGAGCCAGGUGCACCAGGAGAGAAGGGAGACGGUGGAGAGCCAGGGGCCACAGGCCCGGAGGGUCCUCGUGGAUUCCCAGGGACCCCGGGGCUGAAGGGCGACAGAGGGGAGAGCGCUCUUCUCUACCGCUCUGCCUUCAGCGUGGGCUUGACCGACCGCACGCCCAUGCCCAACGUUCCCAUCAGGUUCAACAAGAUCUUCUACAACGACCAGCUGCACUACGACCCCAGCACUGGCAAGUUCCGCUGUGUGAUCUCCGGGGUCUACUACUUCACCUACCACCUCACCGUGUACCUGAAGGACGCCAAGGUCAGCCUGUACAAGAGCGACAAGACCAUCAUGUUCACUUUUGACCAGUUCCAGGAGAACAACGUUGACCAGGCCUCGGGCUCCAUUGUCCUGCACCUAGUGGGCGGGGAUGAGGUCUGGCUGCAGGUCUACGGUGAGGACGACUACAGUGGAAUUUAUGCAGACAACGUAAACGAUUCCACAUUCACUGGGUUCCUUCUGUACCCCGACAUUAAAACUGUAAAUGGAAGUCGCUAGAAGACAGGAGUGCACCAGAGGCCGGUGGCCUAACAAAUUAGUUUCUUUAAUGUUCAAGGUCCUUGCUUCCUCAAACCUCAGUUAGAAUACCUGUGGGGACUCUCAGAGUCACAAAAACAAAAAAUCCCUUUUAAGGCCUGUUGGUGAAAUGUAUGCAUUUAGAGAGACUGGGUGUUUGGAAAUGUGAUUUUGGUUUGUUGUUUGUGUAUUUACAAAAAUCACUAGUGUUUUGUUGUUGUUUUUUUAAGGAAACUCCUGAAUAUCCAGAAAUUUUUUUCAUUUCAAAUAUUUCUUUUGUUUACUAAUGGGUUUAUCAAAUUGGCGUAGACCUCUUGAAGAAUUUAUAGGGGAGGGCUAUUAAGGGUUGCAAAACAAUGAAAAAAUCAACACUUUUAGUGCGAGAGUUUGUUUGAUCAUUCACCAGUGUUUUUCCGAAAGACAAUACCUUCCAAGUGUAAGAUUUCCAUUCCAG